CCCCUUCUCUGCAUUUUUACCCCAUCGCUGUGAUAAAUCAUUAGACCAGGGGUAGGAGCGGAAGUGGAGAAAUUCAGGUCAUGUAGCCACAGGAACGACUGCUGGGAGAAGUGCAGAGCGAAGAAAGGCCAUGGUGCACCUGCAGCAGCAGAAUUGGACACCUUCACCUGCCUCACCUGCAAUGAAAUAGGUCUCUCCUGUUUCGGUCUCUACAGCCACAGCAGGCGUUUUAACUCUCCAGCUUCAUCUUCAAAGUCCUGCUAGCUAACCACCAGCCCACUUGGCCACGACUCCUUUUACGCUGAUCACAGCAUUCCUGGUGUCCUGUGACACAAUUGGUACCCCUGGGUGCAAUCCAGAAAGAGCCCACUCCCCAAACACCAUCAUGGAUUCAACUCUGAUUGCGCCGCCAUGGCCCUCCUCGAGGAAUGAGUCUGAUGCUAAUGUGCCAAAAUCAGUGAAGAGGUUUUAUCGGGGUGAGCCAUUGGCACUGGGGAUCACACAGAUCCUCCUCGGGAUCACACACAUUGCAUUUGGAGUUGUGAUUAACUUAACAGGCGAAAACAGAGGAGCUUACAUUGCUAUGGAACAACCAGUAUGGGCUGGAAUCUUGUACAUCAUUUCGGGAUCUCUGUCUGUGGCAGCUGCCAGGAACCCCAAAGUGCCAAUGGUGAAAGGCAUGCUUGGAAUGAAUGUGGUGAGUUCUGUGGUAGCCGGCAUUGGAAUUGUGACGCUUUGUUUUCAAAUGGAUUAUUUCUCACCAAGAUGGGAAGCAGAAUACUUUUGCCGUUAUGAGUAUUCACGCAAUACUACAAUGUCAGAGUGCAUUAAAGCUCACAUACUCCCUUGGAACAUGUUGCAUGGAAUCAUGGCUGUCUUCCUGGUAUUCAAUAUCGUUGAGUUUUGCAUCACUAUCUCCACUGCUGCGUUCGGGUGCAAGACUGUUUGCCAGGACAACUACACCGAAACGGUUGUGGUGGUUUACCAGAAUGUGACCCCAGGCGAUGCUCCAGCUGCGUGCAAGGAUCCCAAUUCCCCCUGAUUUGCUUCCUGUUCCUUCCAUCCUCCUUGACUCUGCCAUCUCUUUCUGCAUAGUCAAGAGCACAAAAGGCUGAAUGUGUACUUAUGCGCCAAGCAGCUUUACUGGCUGGACCAAGAUUGUCUUUGUAACCAGAGGAAUACAAUGGAAUAUUUUGAUAA
This is a messenger RNA of Lacerta agilis (Sand lizard), 1200 nucleotides long. RefSeq names its product membrane-spanning 4-domains subfamily A member 4A-like. Bases 386 to 1042 code for a protein of 218 amino acids. The record is from RefSeq and is a predicted model, not a curated record. Lineage: Eukaryota; Metazoa; Chordata; Lepidosauria; Squamata; Lacertidae. Gene Ontology annotation, cellular component: membrane. The transcript has 8 exons.